AUGAAAACGCUGGAUUCGCUAGUAUUUGCGGUCACAGUAUUGUGCUUCGCAAAUUUUGCAUCGGCGCAAGAUCACCAUGCUGACGAAGCGUAUGAAGGGACACCGGGAGAUACACUCUUUGAUACAGUUGACGUCCAAGGGGGAAUAAAUGAGAAUACUCGCCCAAUGGCAUCGAAAAGUAUCGAAAUUUUAACUGCGCAUGCCAGAUCGCCAGGAAUCUCAUCACGUCCGGUGGAGCCAAUCGGUCAAACAUUGGCUUAUCAAUGCCCGGUCUGCGGAAGACUAUUUCGUCAUCCAUCACUUCUCAUGGAGCACCAAAUAUCUCACACAGGCCGUCGUGACCUCAAGUGCAAAAUUUGUUCAAGUGACUACAAGGAUUCUUCCAGCCUUGCCGAACACAUGAGGCAAAAUCACGUGGAUCAGUCUCUUCCGCCUAAGAAGUCAUCUAAGUCACAAGGGUACGCAUCGGAACAGACAGAACAUCCAUGUCCUAAAUGCGGCAGACAUUUCAAAUGUUGGACAGGUCUGAAAAGUCAUCAAAGGUCUGUACACCCCGAAGGAGUGCGUCAUGUUUGUGAAAAGUGUGGAUUGUCGUUCGCCCGUGAGCUUUAUUUAAAGAGGCACAUCAUCCAAGUACACGAAAGUGAGGCAAAGCAUACUUGCCCUCAUUGCGGUAAGUCAGUCACACGUUCGUGGAAUCUGCUGAAGCACAUUAGAAACGUACAUGGACGUGAUCUAGCUGACGAAAAAUCUGCGGUCGAUACGGUAUUUGAAAUAUCGCGAUACACGUAUAUUUGUAAUGUGCUACUCAGCAACCUUAUGAGUAGUACAUUACAAAUAUACGUGUAUCGCGAUAUUUCAAAUAUCGUAGCGACUGAAAUAUGA
Opisthorchis viverrini is the source of this 885-nucleotide messenger RNA. RefSeq lists its product as hypothetical. The record is from RefSeq and is a predicted model, not a curated record. The transcript is spliced from 3 exons. NCBI's taxonomy places the organism in Eukaryota, Metazoa, Platyhelminthes, Trematoda, Opisthorchiida, Opisthorchiidae. Gene Ontology annotation, molecular function: DNA-binding transcription factor activity, RNA polymerase II-specific; RNA polymerase II cis-regulatory region sequence-specific DNA binding. Gene Ontology annotation, biological process: regulation of DNA-templated transcription. Bases 1 to 885 code for a protein of 294 amino acids.